CGGUCACGAUCUUCCUUCCCAAACUUUCACACCAAAAAACAUUCUUUAUGCAUGCCACCAACACAUUUAUUUAUUUCACUUCACUUCACCCAUCACCCUAACCAAAACCAUCAAACAAACAAAUGGACGAAAGGCCCGAAACCGAGCUCAUAUCAAUCCCGGCUACUCCCCGCGACUCCACGCCCGAGGUCCUGACCCCGUCGGGCCAACGUUCCCCAAGGCCCCAGUCAAAGGAAGGUGGGAAGUCGUCGAAUGGAUGGACGCCAACGUCCUUUAUAUCACCACGCUUUUUGAGUCCUAUCGGGACGCCUAUGAAGAAGGUGCUGGUGAAUAUGAAGGGGUAUUUGGAGGAAGUAGGGCACUUGACGAAGCUUAACCCGCAAGACGCGUGGCUUCCUAUCACCGAGUCGCGUAAUGGCAAUGCGCAUUACGCCGCGUUUCAUAACCUUAAUGCCGGUGUCGGGUUUCAAGCUUUGGUUUUGCCUGUUGCGUUUUCGUUUCUUGGCUGGAGUUGGGGGAUCAUUUCACUAACUAUAGCUUACAUAUGGCAACUAUACACCUUAUGGAUCUUAGUUCAACUUCAUGAAGCAAUUCCCGGCAAAAGGUACAAUCGAUACCUCGAACUCGCCGAAGCAGCAUUUGGAAAUCGCUUAGGAGCAUGGCUUUCAAUCUUCCCAACUGCGUACUUAUCAGCAGGAACGGCGACCGCCUUGAUUCUUGUAGGGGGCGAAACAAUGAAACUCUUCUUCGAGAUCGUUUGUGGGCCCCUUUGUACCUCGAACCCGUUAACAACGGUUGAAUGGUAUUUGGUUUUCACAUUUUUGUGUAUUGUGUUGUCUCAGCUUCCAAACCUUAACUCAAUAGCCGGGCUCUCCCUCGUAGGGGCUAUAACCGCGAUCUUUUACUCCACCAUGGUUUGGCUCCUCUCGGUUAGCCAACAACGACCGCCUAACAUCUCUUAUGACCCCAUCGCGUUACCUUCAUUCACUUCUUCCGUCUUUUCGGCCUUCAAUGCACUUGGUAUCAUAGCAUUUGCUUUUAGAGGUCACAAUCUUGUCCUUGAGAUUCAGUCAACAAUGCCAUCGACGUUCAAGCACCCCGCUCACGUGCCAAUGUGGAAAGGAGCGAAGGUCGCGUACUUCUUUAUCGCCAUGUGUUUGUUCCCGGUAGCUAUUGGUGGUUUUUGGGCUUAUGGGAAUCAGAUGCCGCCAAGUGGGAUUUUAAAUGCGCUAUUCGGCUUCCAUCAACACGACAUCUCAAGAGGGUUGCUUGCAACGACAUUUCUACUAGUCGUCUUUAGUUGCUUGAGUAGCUUCCAGAUCUACUCCAUGCCUGUUUUCGACAACUUUGAAGCCAGCUACACACACCGCACAAACCGGCCAUGCUCAGUCUGGGUGCGGUCAGGUUUUCGUGUGGUUUACGCGUUCAUCAACUUCUUCAUAGGCGUGGCAUUGCCGUUCCUCUCCAGCCUAGCCGGAUUGUUGGGGGGACUAACCCUUCCUGUUACAUUUGCAUACCCAUGUUUCAUGUGGGUGCUCCUCAAGAAGCCCGCAAAGUAUAGCUUCAACUGGUACUUCAAUUGGUCACUCGGGUGGCUUGGGGUCGCGUUUAGUGUUGCGUUUACUAUUGGUGGGAUUUGGAGCAUCGUCGACAAUGGGCUGAAACUCAAGUUCUUCAAGCCUAGUUAAAGAUUGCUUGUUUGUGGUUUUUGUUUUUUUAUACUAAACGUGUUAUAUGAACUUGUGUUAAGUAGUUAAAAGUUUUUUAUGUGUUGAUGUAUGUUUGAGGUAGUGCAUAUUUUCAUUGUGUUAAAGGUUAUAUAAUGUAUACUUUAUAGGAUUUGAUUUCCAAA
Helianthus annuus (common sunflower) is the source of this 1852-nucleotide messenger RNA. RefSeq names its product lysine histidine transporter-like 8. Lineage: Eukaryota; Viridiplantae; Streptophyta; Magnoliopsida; Asterales; Asteraceae. The record is from RefSeq and is a predicted model, not a curated record. The transcript has 5 exons. The coding region runs from base 123 to 1688 and encodes 521 amino acids. Gene Ontology annotation, cellular component: plasma membrane.